GCUUUCCAGUUAGCAAAGUGUUCACGUACGUGUACGACGCAGCAAAGAACCAAUUCAAGGAGUAACCGGCGUCUUGUGCCAACUAUCUAACUAGUAGAACUAUCUAACUAACUAGUGGAAUUAAUACGUGCAUAUAGAUCAACGAAUACCCGGAAAAAGAUGGCUGGUCACAAAUAUGUUGUCGUACAGUGCACACCCACCGUUUAUCCGGCCGAUCCCUUUGACGCCGAGGAAGAUGCCAGUCUCUUGCGAGCCGCUAUGAAGGGUAUAGGCACCGACGAACAGACCAUCAUCGACGUUCUUGCUCAUCGAGGUAUCGUGCAACGAUUGGAGAUUGCCGAAAAAUUCAAGACGAUGUACGGCAAGGAUCUCUUAUCCUCUCUCAAAUCGGAGCUGUCCGGUAACUUCGAAAAAGCUAUAAUCGCCCUGAUGACACCUCUGCCCCAAUAUUUCGCCAUGGAGGUGCACGAGGCCAUUUCCGGAAUCGGUACCGACGAGAGCGCGCUAAUCGAGAUCCUCGCGUCUCUGAGCAAUUACGCUAUCAGAACGAUAUCGGCUGUUUACAAAGAUCUGUACGGCAACGAGCUGGAAGACGAUCUCAAGAGCGACACUUCCGGUCAUUUUAAGAGACUUCUGGUGUCGUUGUCUUGUGCUAACAGAGACGAAAACACCGAUGUUGAUGAGGAAGCCGCGAUUCAGGACGCCGAGAAACUUCAUUCCGCGGGUGAAGGACAAUGGGGUACGGACGAGAGCGUCUUCAACUCUAUCCUCAUCACCAGAAGCUUCCCGCAAUUGCGAAGAAUCUUCAAAGAAUACGAGAAAAUCUCUGGAAACGAGAUUAAAGACGCCAUUAAGAGAGAAUUCUCGGGCGCUCUUGAAGACGGCUAUUUAGCUAUUGUGAAAUGCGCUAGCGACAAGACUGCUUACUUCGCGGAAAAAUUGUACAAAGCCAUGCGCGGAAUGGGCACGAAUGAUUCGACUCUGAUACGCAUAAUUGUGACACGAUCCGAGAUCGAUCUGGGUGAUAUCAAAGAAACUUACGAGAAACUUUACGGAAAAUCUCUUGCGGAAGCUGUCGACGAUGACACUUCUGGCGACUACAAGAAACUGUUGCUUAAACUUCUUGGAUGAAAAAUAUUUCAGGGAUAAUAUAUAUACAUCACAUAACACUUUCUUUAUAUGUGUACACAAUUGCCUUGGUUUAGCAAGUUCCUUUUAUAAUUUUGUUUGGAUUUUAACGGUGAAUAUGGUAUUACUUUGUAUUACUCACCCCGCGUUUGACACUUACAGUAUUACAAUAAUGUGAAAUGAAUUACUCGUUUGU
Messenger RNA from Pseudomyrmex gracilis, 1324 nucleotides. RefSeq names its product annexin B9-like. The transcript is spliced from 7 exons. NCBI's taxonomy places the organism in Eukaryota, Metazoa, Arthropoda, Insecta, Hymenoptera, Formicidae. Bases 160 to 1131 code for a protein of 323 amino acids. Gene Ontology annotation, molecular function: calcium-dependent phospholipid binding; calcium ion binding. The record is from RefSeq and is a predicted model, not a curated record. Gene Ontology annotation, cellular component: cytoplasm.